Anneissia japonica is the source of this 2150-nucleotide messenger RNA. RefSeq lists its product as uncharacterized. The record is from RefSeq and is a predicted model, not a curated record. Lineage: Eukaryota; Metazoa; Echinodermata; Crinoidea; Comatulida; Comatulidae. The transcript has a single exon. The coding region runs from base 228 to 2072 and encodes 614 amino acids.
UACAGAGAUGAGCUAAAAACCGUCCUGUGAUAAUGCUAUAAUUAUAUAUUUUUAAGCCAAUUUCAAAAAGUAUAUACAUUUUUAAGAACAAUAUUUUCUAUGACCCAUAUGAACAUUUUCUAUUCAUUCUACCCCAAGGUGUUUGAUAAAGCUUCAUUGUGCAGCAUUUGUGAGAUAGCAAUUCGUUUACUACUUUAUUUUUCAGAAAGAAGCCACGAUCUUCUGCAAUGGAAGAGCAGAUAAAUUUAGUGUGCUCUGGCCUUCCCGUUUAUAGAGCAUAUGCAAAAUCUGAGAAGGUUAGCAACAAUCUAUUAGCAAAACAUUAUAAUGUGGCUGAUGAUGAUUAUUCGUUGAUAUUCCUUCAGACCGGAAGCUUCGUAGAGGGUUUCCCUGAUGUUGUAGAAAGUGAUGUUGAUUGGAUGGUAAUUCUCAACUCCCCUAAAGAAAUUAUCACCGCAGAUUGGCAAGAUAAAGUAUUCAUGCCAGUUGAACAUGCACCAGCACAUGUGAAAAUCCAGAUUCCGGUAGCAGACUUACAAAGAUUCCAGAAAAAAUGUUGGGUUACUUCAAAAUCUUUAGGCCUUCUAAACGCUGUAGAGGGAGAAGAAGCAUUUAUAUCUGCAAAAAGAGCACGUAAUCUUAAUAAGAAUGAUUUUCGUCCGGACUGGAUGAAAGACAACAAACCAAGUUCUCCAUGGGAAAAUCCUGAAAAUGAUGAAACAUCCCCAUCCUACUGUCUUCAAAGUCAGGAAAUGAAGAAUGUAACCGUCGAUCGAGUACCUGCACUCCAAUGUGAAGGCUGGCCAAAAGUUGCUCACGAAUGGAUUGGCAGAAAGCGUAACUGGCCUGCAGCCUCAUUAGUUGAGAAAAUCUCAUCUGGUGAUUUUUACAUUGUUCCGAAGCCUUCGAGUGCUUCCGGAGACCAUGAAAACGAAUGGCGACUAUCGUUUUCUUUCGCAGAAGCUGAACUUCUGCAGAACUUUGGUGACGUACAAGUUCGCGUUUAUUACGUUUUACGUACACUGUACGUUAAACACUUAAAAGAAAGAGUGAAAGGCACUUUAAGUUCAUAUAACAUAAAAACAACUUUGCUGUAUAUGUUACAGGAUCAUAAAACAGACUUCUGGUCAGAAGAGAAUACCGUAGCUAUUAUCCAAACCUUCUUUGAAAGACUUCAUCAAUAUCUCAAGGAAGGAUUCUGUCCCCAUUAUUUCAUACCAAAACAUAACCUUCUGUAUAAAAUCUCGAGACCAGAGCUCGACAAAGCUGCUUAUGAAAUAUCAGUGUUAAUUGCAGAUCCGGCUUCAGCAUUGAAUGAAAUUACUGAGAAGGGAUUUCUGGGAAUGAUGCCACGCUUUGGGUUUUGGAACGUGGAAGUGAGGAGCAGAUUAACAUUAAAACUCAUGGAGCUACCGGAACACGAAGCAUACACAGCCAUCACUUCUAAAUCUGCGAGCAACUUAGCAUUUUGUAAAACUAUUGAACGAAAAUGUUUUGUAGACAUUUUACACGACACUGCAUGUGCUAUCAAAGCAUUUCCUGGAAGUGACAGCUUUGUAAAUAUAUAUUUGCCUCUGAUAUUUCGCGGUUAUCACAUGUCGUCUGCAACCGAAGGAGACGGCUCUACCCUGACAUUCAAUCAAUUAAAGAUGGCACGACCGGAUCCAGCAUUUAUGGAGAUGAAUGUUGAACAACUGAAUAACUCAAUCUAUGUAUGGGUGGAGCUAUGCAGGGUUGCUUUAGAACAAAUUUUGCGAGGGGGGAAAACUAAGUUAAUUACCCAUUGCAACACAGCAUACAAACUCUUAACACUUAACAAGUUUGAAAAGGAUAACACAGUGGUACCAGAAUUUAAAUUGUUCCAUAAAAUGUGCUCAAUUGCCUCUGGUUUUCUUGCUUCGGCGAAUCUUAACGCCAAGGAAAUUGACUACGAACAACUUCUCACUGUUAUGGAUGGAAGUUUACCGUCAAUUGCCGAAGGAUGCUUACAGGAAAAAGACCUAUGUGAGCCAGUUGUCUUCGUGUUUACUGGUGGAACCAGUCAAAUGGCCAACAAACUUUAUAAAGUAUAAUUAAUUCUCACACUGAUAUUACAUUGAAUUUCUCCUAAGGAAAGACCAAAUCGUUUCAAACAUAUUUGCUGUCAUAUU